This is a messenger RNA of Parnassius apollo (apollo), 1266 nucleotides long. Lineage: Eukaryota; Metazoa; Arthropoda; Insecta; Lepidoptera; Papilionidae. The record is from the annotation of a GenBank genome assembly.
AUGGCUUCACCUAAUACAGAGUCACAAGAUCGAUUCAAGUUAUACAAAUUUACAAAAAUACUGACUUUGAAGGUCGCGCAAAUAGUGGUUCAAAGCAGACAAGGCAAAAGGAUUACGCACGAAUACGCGGCUUCAAAAGCACUAGAAGAUGGACUUCCAACAUCGCCAAACAGUUUGCAAUGGUUCAAUUUGUCUAUCCCUGAUGAGCCCGAAGUGAAUACAGAUACAAAACGUGUUUUAAAUGGUGAAGUCAUAGAAGCACUUGCUAAUGUCUUGUGUAUUGAGAUUUUGUUAAGAACUACUGAUGGAGAUGAAAUGGUCCUUGAGAUAUGGACAGUUAAAAUAACACCUGGUUGUGAUAGAAGCAUGACAUCAGUUUCAACAAUUUAUUAUAGAAUGAGCAUCAUGUUGAAAUCCACUCUGAGUAUUUCAAGGAUAACACCUGCUUAUAAGUUAUCACGGUCUCAGUUUAAGGAGUCAUAUAAAAUUUCCCAUAAAAUUUAUGGUGGGCAACCAAAUCUGGAUGUGUUAGGUGAAAAACAUAAGACUAUCAAAGUAAGUGAGCUACAUACUCCUAUUGGUACAAUACUUAUUGAAGUAGUGUACAGAACAAAAAUGACUAUGCUACCUGAAGACAGAGGACGAUAUAUUGAAAAUACGGCUACAAAUUCUGGUGGAAAUAUAAUGAUAAAAAGUGACCAUUUUCCAACUGAAAGCCCAAGGAGGAACCACAUGGAAAAAAAAGAGCUUGAUUUAUCUAAACCUUUAACUGCAGGUGCUUUUGUUGAUGUAGAUAAAAUUAAAGAAUUACAAGAUACAUUAUAUCAACAAUUGCCACCUGAGCCUUCUAUGAAUUGGCUUCUUGCUGAGAAGGAUAAAAUGGAGCAGAGAUUGAAACUAUUAUCUAUAUCAGAAACUUUGAAUGUAAACGAAGCAGGUAGCAGUAGUGAAAUGCCCGAUACGUCGGCACACUCUAGCAAAGCAAUUGAAGUUCCAAGGGCCAGGAAUAACAAUAAAUACUCUAGUUUAAUGGAUUUUCCAUUCGCUGAUGGCAGUCCGAUAGCUGAGUUAGCAAACUUUUACCAAGAAUGUCUUCAAGCCCGAUCUGCAACUGAUGAGUGGACAGACAUAGCGGAUGUUUCUGUAUCCACUGACUCUGAGUCCCUUGCACAGCAGUUAAAGAUGUUUGAAGAGGCGGUACCAGAGUUCGACAGUAUGGUUGCAUCCAUGUUUAGUAACUCAGAACAGGGAUCUGAUCACUCCUAA